Messenger RNA from Aspergillus aculeatinus CBS 121060, 2267 nucleotides. RefSeq names its product chitin synthase D (gene chsD). The record is from RefSeq and is a predicted model, not a curated record. The transcript is spliced from 2 exons. Gene Ontology annotation, molecular function: chitin synthase activity. NCBI's taxonomy places the organism in Eukaryota, Fungi, Ascomycota, Eurotiomycetes, Eurotiales, Aspergillaceae. Gene Ontology annotation, cellular component: cell septum; cell periphery. The annotation marks the transcript as partial.
AUCGUCUAUGUCUCGGUACUAGGGCCUUUGCUAGUUGCUGCGCUAUUGGAAUGGAUAUUAUUUCUUGCAGCCUUCAUUUAUUGCCUCGUUAAAGUCUAUCAGAAAGCAGACCACUGGAGCAUCAAAGUUCUGGCAGUCGUUAUGAUUUUACUUUUCACAUUGCUCAGAGGAAUAUUCUUUCCAGUCAUGAUCGCCAUCCUUCCCUUGCCGACACAGAUAACUCGCUAUUUUCCGACGAGAUUGACCUCCGUUCUACAAUGGUUCGCUUUCUGGACCUUCUCCGUCCUUCUCGUGAUACCCUGGCUAUUUUGCGUUAAUCGGCUCAUCAUAAAUUCUCUGGGAAGAACCAAGCGAGUGAAACAAGCAUUGGAUGAUCGCACUGCACCUAAGACGGUCAUAGUCAUGCCGGUCUUCAAAGAAGAACCACACGUACUAAUGAAGGCGAUCGACUCGGUCGUCUGCAGUGAUUAUCCAGCAUACUGUAUUCAUGUGUUUCUCUCUUACGACGGAGGCCAGAUUGAUGAGUCUUAUCUUCAGGUUAUCCAGCAUCUCGGCAUUCCCAUCUCGUUGGAGACCUACCCGCAGAGCAUUGAUGUGACAUACAAAGGUGCAAGGAUAACGGUGUCCCGCUUCAAGCAUGGCGGCAAACGACAUUGCCAAAAGCAAACUUUCAGGCUGAUCGACAAGGUGUACGCUGAUUACCUCAGGCGUCAAGACGACCUCUUCCUUCUAUUCAUCGAUUCUGACUGCAUUCUUGACAAGCUGUGCCUACAAAAUUUCAUGUACGACAUGGAGUUGAAACCAGGAAGCAAGCAUAACAUGCUGGCAAUGACUGGUAUCCUCACGUCAACGACAGCGAAGAACUCUCUCAUCACAGUCUUGCAGGACAUGGAGUAUGUCCACGGUCAACUCUUUGAGCGCUCGGUGGAAUCUGGAUGUGGUGCUGUUACCUGCCUUCCAGGGGCGCUAACAAUUCUGAGGUUCUCGGCUUUUCGCAAGAUGGCCAAGUACUAUUUUGCGGACAAGGCUGAGCAGUGUGAGGAUCUCUUCGACUACGGCAAAUGCCAUCUCGGCGAAGAUCGAUGGCUUACGCACCUUUUCAUGAUCGGUGCAGCCGAGCGCUAUCAGAUCCAGAUGUGCACCGGUGCCUUUUGCAAAACCGAAGCUGUUCAGACUUUCAGUAGCCUCCUGAAGCAACGACGCCGCUGGUUUCUGGGCUUCAUCACCAACGAAGUGUGCAUGCUAACCGAUGCCAGACUCUGGAGGCGAUAUCCGCUUCUCUGCUUGGUACGCUUCAUGCAGAAUACAAUCCGGACGACCGCUUUGCUGUUUUUAAUCCUGGUUGUGUCACUCAUCACUACAUCUAGCAAGAUAGAGAAUCUUCCCGUGGGAUUCAUCGCAAUCUCUCUAGGUCUGAACUACCUGCUGAUGCUUUAUUUUGGGCUGAAGCUCAAGCGGUUCAAAGCUUGGCUCUACCCGUUGAUGUUCAUUGUGAAUCCCUUCUUCAAUUGGCUCUACAUGGUGUAUGGUAUUUUCACGGCCGGCCAGCGCACAUGGGGAGGACCCCGCGCGGACGCAGCAAAAGCGGACGAGCAUACAUCACCGGAGGAAGCAGUAGAAAAAGCUCGGGAGCAAGGAGAUGAGCUCAACGUGAUGGUUGAUACGUUUCGAACCAAGAAGGACGAAAGAGGCAUACCCGUCCGCCCAAGCAAGAAAAUCCACGGACGCUUGUCGGGUGCACCACCACUUCCCCAUGAUUACGGCGAUCUUCACAAACAAGAAGACCUCGAGUCCGCCAUGGUCAAGUACAUGACACCUCUUCCUGGAGUACCUCGGAUAGGGCUGCAUCCGUCCUACUCUCUGGAGUCAGUGGCAACAACAGAUUCUGGUACCAAUUCAAUCUGUCUCCCCCUGCCCGUGGAGAGCUUAGUCAAGGGACAGGAGCAGGCCAGACACUAUCACGCUAGUGGUACACCAGGGUAUACCGAGUCUGCAGUAGACAUCAAGACGAGCUAUAGAUCUGGAGUCGCAGUCGUUGGGUCGCGUCUACCAUCAGCGGAGGACUAUGAGAGUGGCAUAGUGCAUUUGUCAAGCGACCAGACACAUGCUGCAGCCACAUAUAGCACUGCGAGUGAAACAAUAGACGCGGAUGCCGACUAUCGGAACGUUAUUACGACCGACGGACCAGGCAUAAAACCCCUUUGACUCAGCAGUAUGUUUCUGUUCCUGCCAGCGCGGGCCUGCGGUGAUUUUUCCCACCGGAUUAG